This is a messenger RNA of Xiphophorus maculatus (southern platyfish), 3032 nucleotides long. It is a transcript of the gene mindy4, whose product is annotated as MINDY lysine 48 deubiquitinase 4. Gene Ontology annotation, molecular function: K48-linked deubiquitinase activity; cysteine-type deubiquitinase activity. The transcript has 18 exons. Gene Ontology annotation, biological process: protein K48-linked deubiquitination. NCBI's taxonomy places the organism in Eukaryota, Metazoa, Chordata, Actinopteri, Cyprinodontiformes, Poeciliidae. Bases 467 to 2539 code for a protein of 690 amino acids. The record is from RefSeq and is a predicted model, not a curated record.
UGUUAAAUGUUAUCCUUUCACAUUUUACUUUUAUUUUUUUGAUAUUACUGAACCGGAUAUCAAAACUACAGGAUUUAUGGUGACCAUGAUAGUUUUUCUGAAAUACAGCAUAAUUUAGUGGAACACCAGAGCGACUCUCAUCACCAUGGUAACACGCGUUGCCGAACAACCAGCUGCGCAGUUUCACUGACCUAUAAAACAUGUUGAUGCCCUCCACCAACCAUCAGUCUUCCUGAUCUGACAACCAGUGUGUACACGUACAACAAUUUUGUUUAAUUAAAGCAGCAACCGAGGAGGCACCGCUUCAGUCAACACUUUGCUAACGACAGUAUUUCUUCCUGGGAGAUCUCGUCGCGUUAUUGUUCCAUCCACCUAACGGAAGAUCUGCGGUGUCGGCGCAGGGCAGAGUAAACUGCCCACUGCUGUUUUUGUUGAAUUUCCUGCAGCUGGACACGUUACCAAUAUCAUGGUCCCUUCGGUUGAAGAAAUUUCUUCGUCUUUAGUGCGGGAAUAUCUGAGCAGGAAGGGCCUGAAAAGGACCAUUGCUUGUAUGGAUGAGGAACAUCCACGCACGCCUGCCAGUAUCAAUAACCGAUCACUGCUGAAGCAGAUGCUUAACAUUGAAGAUCUCUACAGACAAAAUAAGACUCAGAAAUCGCCUGUGAAAACAUUGUUGGAAAUCAUCGUGAAGCAUCACAUUGAACGGUUACACCAUGAAAAUAUCACCACAGGAGACUCUCAACAGGUGGUCCCAAAUACAGGCUCAACAUCUGAUUACUGUGCAGGAUCGCCAUCAAUGAUAAAUGAAACAAAAGCAGAUGAAAUUACACCAGCGAUUUGUUCUAGCAAACACAGUGAACUGAGUUCUGAAGUGAAAGAAAUAUGCAGCAUUCCGGUGACAGACUUAACAAUGAUUUCAAAGAAAGAUGGACCCACUUCCUUGAAUCCAAAUGAUUUCUUAAUUGACAACACAGAUUACCAAGAAAGCCAGCAACCAAUGCCUUCGAAAAAGGAGAACUACACCCAAAAAGAGAAAGAAAGUAAAUGUUUGAUUGCUGGGGUCACCUCAAAAACCAAAACUAGCCGCAUCAGGCGAGGUAUGGUGGCCGGACCAGUAGCUCAGGAAUCUAACAGAAAAAGGCAUAGUCAAAGGGUCGAAGUUUCUCAACCAUUGUUCAUCAGGGAUCAGGAAAGCAGGGAGACUCAGGAUGGACUUGAGAUGACUGCCAAAAACACAUCCAGCUGCGAAGAACAAAAUCUAGAGUCUAUUGAUUUAAAAGAAGAAAACCAGGAAGAAAAGGACUUCAGAAGUAAAGGACAAAGAACAGUAAACACAAUAAAAGUACAGAUGAAACCAGAUGCCCAUGAGCUGAACCUGGCUGAGAUGGUUUUAGAUGACAUUGAUGACUCUGGUGGUCUGCCUGAAGUGUCUCUUCGUAGCGCUGUUUCAAAGUUUAAAUUUCCAGGCCGUCCAAUGGACCAUCGCAACACCAUGGAAUUGAAAACAAUUCUUCUGGGUUCCAGCUUAAGUUGUUUUAGCACUGAGUGGAAGAAUCAGGGUUUUACCUUUUCUGACACACAUGACCUCGGAUACGGGAUUGUGCAGAGAAAGGGUGGUCCUUGUGGAGUCCUGGCAUCAAUUCAAGCAUUUUUUCUGAAGAAGCUUCUGUUUGAAAACACUGAUGGCGGAGAUGUUAUCCUUCAACGACUAAGACCUUCCAGCAGCACCAGAAGACACUGUCUUGUUUUGGCUCUGGCUGAAGUUUUGUGGAGAGCCGGGGAGGAAAAACAAGCUGUAGUUGCAAUAAAUUCAGGAAGAAGCCAUUUCACCACAUUUGGACACUACAGAUCUGAGGAAUUGUUUGAAAAGAUGACGUGUUUCUCUGUGGAUAACAUCAAAGAUCUGCAGGUCAUUCUAGAGCAGCAUAUUGAGCAGUAUGAAAUGGGGAUGUUCGGAUGCGUCCUGCUGGUCAUCUCAGCUGUUCUUUCUCGAUCCAUUGAAAAAGUGAGAGAGGAUAUGGAUCUGCAUACAACCCCACUGAUAGGAGCUCAUGGCUACUGCACUCAGGAGUUGGUGAAUCUGUUGCUCUGUGGCAGAGCUGUUUCUAACGUCUUUGACAAUGAUAUAGAGCUGGACUCAGGAAAUGGCAACAUGACUUUGCUUAAGGGAAUUAAGGACCAAUGCCAAGUCGGCCUGCUGUCCUUGUUUGAACAUUAUAAUAUCUGUAAGGUGGGGGCUUACCUGAAGUCUCCUUCUUACCCCAUCUGGGUGGUGUGCAGUGAAAGUCACUUCAGUGUGCUGUUUGGCCUGCAGAGGGAGCUAUUGACAAAUCAAGAUGAAGACCUGGAGUUUGAUCUGUAUUAUUAUGAUGGAUUGGCCAAUCAGCAGGAGGAAAUCCGCCUCACUGUUUCUCUCGGCAAAUUGGCACAGAAACACCACCAAGUUGAUGCUGAUCUAAUUCCUCCACUUGAGCUCUGCAUCAGGACACGGUGGAAAGAUGCAUCAGUCAACUGGAAUGAGACCGAACCAAUUCUCUGAGUAAUCAUGCUGUUUAAAAUGUUCAAAUAAUGGCUGUGUUCAAAUGUAACCAUUUUGAUGUUAUUUUGACUGUAAAAUUAUCUUUUUCUUCCCUACAAAACAUGCUAAAGAGAAGAAUAUAAUGAACGAAAAACAAGUCACAGCAUAAAUUCAGUGUCUGGGUUAAAAGUUUAAAUUCUAAUUUAAAAAUGUGAAUGUAAAACUUAAAUCAAUACAAUUACAAAACAUGGUUAAAAUAGUCAAUAUUAAAAAACAAUUUCCUGCAUUGUACUUGUUGCCCUAACCAUUUUUUCCUUAAGAAAAGCUAUAUUUCAUUUUAAUCACAUUUAUUAUUAAAUGAGAUCGUUUUUAUUUACAAGGAGUCUUGAAUAUUUCAUGAAAAAACAAACUGUAAAUGUAAACUUUCUGUGGCCUUUUACUAUUUAGCAAUACUUUUAAAAUGCUUUGCACCACAAUUUUAUGUAUAUAAACUUUAUUUUUGGUGGAUAAUAAA